Cephus cinctus (wheat stem sawfly) is the source of this 745-nucleotide messenger RNA. RefSeq lists its product as uncharacterized. The record is from RefSeq and is a predicted model, not a curated record. The coding region runs from base 302 to 715 and encodes 137 amino acids. The transcript is spliced from 4 exons. Lineage: Eukaryota; Metazoa; Arthropoda; Insecta; Hymenoptera; Cephidae.
CUAGCCGUAAACCCGUAUUCACCUAUUCGACAAUGGAGCGAAUUGUUUCGUCUUGUUGAAAUUGCACAAGGGACACAUGUGUAAGCGAAUACAUUUUCCCAUACCCACAGUUAUGAUCGGCAUGACUUACGUCUACGUGAAUGCGUCAUAAUGUGCAAUUGUAUACUUGUUCGCUUACGGUGUUGAUAUUUCCCAUGGAAUUUCAACAUGGAUACUUUAGCAAGUAUAAAACAACUUGUUGCGGGAAGAUUUCUUUUAGUAGUAAUUGGUGCUAGGAUUCGAUAGGGACACCAAAUUCGCCAUGAAAACUUUACUGUAUUUGGCUAUAAUUGUCAUCUGCCAAAUGGAAAAAAUAUCAAGUGGCUUGGUGUAUCCACAUUUUCCAAAUUUGAAAACUAUCUAUCAUGGACAUGGUGCGACGAGCUAUCAAAAUGUUGAAAUUCAACAUCAUGGUGACGUGCCUGUGCCAGUGAAGUCACGUGUAAACCAUGGUUAUAUACGAAACUUGUCAGGAUAUCCUGAUUAUAAUGGAGACCAUAAACUUUCAUAUGUAACUGCAAUACCGAUUACGGAUUAUCAAGAUAUUGACAGCCAGUUUGUUUUAUCAUCCGCAGCUCCAUUUGCGGAUAGCGGUGUACAUAUAGAAUUUGGUAAAGAUUCAGUUCCUAAUUAUUACGAUAAUUACGAUUUCCAUCAAGAGUAUGAAUAUCACUAAUUAUAAAGUCUAAUCACCGUUUAACUUAAC